Ostreococcus lucimarinus CCE9901 is the source of this 1626-nucleotide messenger RNA. RefSeq lists its product with no specific name. The annotation marks the transcript as partial. The record is from RefSeq and is a predicted model, not a curated record. Gene Ontology annotation, biological process: double-strand break repair via homologous recombination; mitochondrial double-strand break repair via homologous recombination; double-strand break repair via nonhomologous end joining. NCBI's taxonomy places the organism in Eukaryota, Viridiplantae, Chlorophyta, Mamiellophyceae, Mamiellales, Bathycoccaceae. Gene Ontology annotation, cellular component: nucleus; Mre11 complex. Gene Ontology annotation, molecular function: DNA endonuclease activity; manganese ion binding; 3'-5'-DNA exonuclease activity. The transcript is spliced from 2 exons.
AUGCGACCGGCCGCGGGGGUGAAACCGCCCGAUGCGAACACGCUGCGCGUGCUCAUCGCCACGGACACGCACCUGGGCGCGCACGAGCGCGAUCCGAUUCGAAAAGAUGACGCGUUUUUAGCGUUUGAAGAAAUCUUCGAUCACGCGAGAAAACAACUCUGUGAUUGCGUGUUUCUCGCGGGAGACGUGUUCGACGUGAAUAAACCGAGCCGAGAGACGCUGGUGCGGUGCAUGGACGCGCUGCGGGAGGCGACGCGAGGGAAUAAAGGGAUCGAGAUUGAAGUUUUGAGCGAUGGGAAGGAAAACUUUCCGAGUCGAGGCAUGGCGAAUUAUGAGGAUCCGAAUUGUAACGUGUCGUUGCCGGUGUUUAGCAUACACGGGAAUCACGACGAUCCCGCGGGGGAGGCGAAUUUGAGCGCGAUGGACGUGCUCGCGAGCGCGGGAUUGGUGAAUUAUUUCGGCAAGCACGCGCUCGGUGGGGGGGGAGCCGGUCGCGUGGACUUGAAGCCGGUAUUGUUACGUAAAGGACAGACUAAGGUGGCGCUGUACGGGUUGGGAUACAUUCGCGAUAAUCGUUUACAUCAAAUGUUUAGCGUCAAGGGAUGCGUGCGAUGGCAUCGACCGGCGGAGACGGAGGAUUGCUCGUCGAGUUCGUGGUUUAACGUGAUGUUGAUUCAUCAAAAUCGAGCCGCGCAUUCGAAGAAUGCGAUUUCCGAUCGUUACUUGCCGAGUUGGUUGGAUUACGUCGUUUGGGGGCACGAGCACGAGUGUUUAGUGGAGCCAACCGAGAGCGCGCAGGGAUUUCACGUGUCGCAACCGGGAUCGAGCGUGGUGACGUCUUUGAUUGAAGGCGAGGCGAAGGAGAAGAAGAUUUGCGUGCUCGAAGUGCGAAGUGAUCCGGAGAAUCCGAAUAGCGCGCCAUUCUGGCGCACGACGCCCAUCACCUUGCGAACGACGCGACCGUUCGAGUUUGAGCAAAUGACGUUGGCGAACACGCCCGAGCUCGAAGGCGCGGAUGCCCAAGGCGUGGCGACGUAUCUGGAGAACCGCGUGAACGCCAUGAUAGUCCGGGCGGGGCGCAAGCAUAGAGAACGACACGCGAAAAAUGGGAGAGACGAUGUCGACAUGCUCGACCGCUUGAAUUUGCCUUUGAUUCGUCUGCGCGUGGAUUACUCGGGCGGCUUUAGCACCAUCAAUCCGCAGCGCUUCGGUCAAAAGUUUGUCGGCAAGGUGGCGAAUCCGCACGAUGUUUUGCUCUUUCAUAAAUCUCAAAAGAAGCAACGUCGCGAUGGCGUGGACGUGGAUGAAGACAUGAUCGAUGAGGAGGCGGCGGCGUUGGAGGAGGAAGACGCCCUCGCCGAUGGCAUGCUCGAGAAUCAACGACGAAUCGAUCGACUCGUGCGCGAACACUUGUCGACGAGCGACGGUUUACAACUUCUCACACCUAACGAUCUCUCCGCCGCGCUCGACGAUUUCGUCAAUCGCGACGAAAAGGCGGCGAUUUCCAAGCUUUGUCAAACGCGCUUAAAGGCGGUGCAAACAUCGGUGAAUGCGGAUGAUCAAGAAAACACCGACGACGUCGAUCGAUUGACUUCGAAGAUUUACGAAGCCGUGAAGGUGCAGUUA